AUGCGAAGCUCUCCGCCCACCCCACUCGCCAGCGCCGCUGUCCACUCGUCGCCAUCGCUGUCGCCGAUCGCCACCGUGGCAGUGUCAAGUGUCUCCCACCGCGCGGAGGAGAGAGGCGACCCGAGUAAGCGAGUCAUCACCUGGCGCCUCUACGGCGUGUGCCUCGGCGCCUCGCACGUCGGGAUGAAUGUGGGCGAGCAGGACUCCUUCCUCGACCAGAGCUCGAUCAUGGGGGUCGACUACUACGGCCGCUUCUCGCUCCACGCGGCGAUGCGAGUCUACCGGCGCGCGCGCGACGACUAUGGCACGCCCGCCACUGGCGCCUUCCUCGGCUGGUUUGGCGCCCUCUUCGACUGGCCCGCCAACCCGGACCCGAUCCGCAGCGGCGGCACCACGCGCACCAAGGCGCUCGUGUCUGGAAACCUCUACGACCCAGGCACGGCAUUUGGGUGGACGGCGGCAAUGCGCAAGGCCUUCCCCGACUCGGCGCUGCUCGUCUCGCAAGGCGUCGGACACAUUACGGACGGCCGGCGCCGGUGGGUGGACUUCCUCGGCCGCGUGGACGGCAGGUGGGUCGACGACGUGACCGAGGAUUACGCCGGCUGCCUCGAGGCGGUCACGCGCUACUGGGCGAGCGGCGAGCUCCCCGUGGACGGGCUGGUGUGCAGGGAGGGCGCACCCGUCGUGGCGGCAGAGAGGCGGACGGAGACGGAGUGA
This is a messenger RNA of Emiliania huxleyi CCMP1516, 717 nucleotides long. RefSeq lists its product as hypothetical. The record is from RefSeq and is a predicted model, not a curated record. The coding region runs from base 1 to 717 and encodes 238 amino acids. NCBI's taxonomy places the organism in Eukaryota, Haptophyta, Isochrysidales, Noelaerhabdaceae. The transcript has a single exon.